Messenger RNA from Miscanthus lutarioriparius, 1308 nucleotides. Lineage: Eukaryota; Viridiplantae; Streptophyta; Magnoliopsida; Poales; Poaceae. The record is from the annotation of a GenBank genome assembly.
AUGGUAUCACGAAAGAGGUGGCUCCCCAUCGUGGCCCUCCUGCUGUUGGCCGCCUCUGCCCUCUGGCCGCCGGUCGCAGCAGCAGCAACAGCCGCCGCCGGCGGCGCCAGCGGCGGCGGCGAGGCCGAUCACGCCGUUCAGCAGCAUAGCGAGCGCAUCUCAGGGAGUGCUGGUGAUGUGUUAGAAGAUAAUCCUGUGGGGAGGUUGAAGGUCUUCAUUUAUGACUUACCAAGGAAGUACAACAAGAAGAUGGUCACCAAGGAUCCACGGUGCCUCAGUCACAUGUUCGCCGCUGAAAUUUUCAUGCAUCGUUUCUUGCUCUCAAGUGCUGUCCGGACACUAAAUCCCAAGGAAGCUGAUUGGUUCUAUACACCAGUUUACACUACUUGUGAUUUAACUAAUGCUGGACUGCCCUUGCCAUUUAAGUCACCACGGGUGAUGAGGAGUGCAAUCCAAUAUAUUUCAAACAAAUGGCCCUUCUGGAAUAGGACUGAUGGUGCAGAUCACUUCUUUGUUGUUCCGCAUGAUUUUGCAGCAUGCUUCCACUAUCAGGAAGAAAAGGCUAUUGAGCGUGGAAUUCUUCCAUUGCUGCGACGUGCUACAUUGGUCCAAACUUUUGGACAGGAGAAUCAUGUUUGUCUGAAGGAGGGUUCCAUCAUUAUUCCACCCUAUGCUCCUCCGCAGAAAAUGCAAGCUCACUUGAUUUCCCCUGACACUCCACGCUCAAUCUUCGUUUACUUCCGGGGACUUUUCUAUGACACUGGAAAUGACCCUGAGGGCGGAUACUAUGCAAGAGGUGCGCGAGCUUCGCUAUGGGAGAACUUCAAGAGCAACCCUCUGUUUGACAUUUCCACAGACCACCCUGCCACUUACUACGAAGACAUGCAACGUGCUGUCUUCUGCCUGUGCCCAUUGGGCUGGGCACCAUGGAGCCCUAGGUUGGUCGAGGCUGUGGUCUUUGGUUGCAUUCCCGUCAUCAUAGCUGAUGAUAUUGUGCUUCCAUUUGCGGAUGCAAUCCCAUGGGAGGAAAUCGGAGUCUUUGUCGAGGAGAAGGAUGUCCCAAAGCUAGACACAAUCCUCACGUCCAUGCCUAUAGAUGACAUCUUAAGAAAGCAAAGGUUACUUGCAAAUCCAUCGAUGAAGCAGGCCAUGCUGUUCCCGCAGCCAGCGCAACCAAGGGACGCGUUCCACCAAAUCUUGAACGGCCUUGCUCGGAAGCUCCCGCACCCUGAGGGUACGUACUUACAACCUGGCGAUCAGCGCCUCAACUGGACCGCCGGACCUGUGGGAGAUCUGAAGCCAUGGUAG